AUUCCCCGGCACAUAAGUUCGCAAAUUAAGUGCAAUGAAAGCUGCCUUACUCGCGUUCUUCCUGACGGCUUCGCUGUUGAAGCAUCUUUCUCCUGUUGACGGUAGCAAAGAAACGCGGGACACGAAACCGCCUCUUCAAAGUUUGGACGGUAAAUGUAACGCCUACUGUUUUUCGCUGCUCAGGCCAGUCCUCGAUAACUAUGUGCAAAUAAAACCGGAAGCAGAUUACUUAAAAAAUAUGUCAGGUACUAUUGAAGACCUCAAAAAUAAGUUGUUCCUUGCUAACAGUCAACUAAAAUACAAGGAAGACGUUAUCAUAGAGAAAAAUGAACUAAUUAGGGAAAAAGGUGAAAUAUUAAAGGAAAAAAACGAGCUAAUUAUGGAACAACUAAGGCUUAAAGAUGAUAAGGCAAACGUAGCAAGUGCCGCGUGUCAAGUACAAACCAAAGAGCUAGUGAAUGCAAAGGUUAGGGAAAUCAAUGAUCAUGUUGUGCAGCUUAAAGAAAAUGAUAUUUUAAUAAAACUAAAAGAUGAGAAAAUCGAACUGCUAAGUGAGCAGUUGAGGAUCAAAGGGGAAAAAGUAAAUGACAUAACAGCAAAAAUAAAAGACCUGCAAGCCCGGUUGGAAAGUGCCGAAAGGCUUUUGGGGGUUAAAAACGCGGAAAUUAGUGCCAAAGCUGAAGAACUAAAAACCAAGGACGGAAUAAUCUCCGAUCAAAGUGAAGCAAUAAAGAACAAUGACGAGAAAGUGAGUAAUAUGACAGCAAACAUUGAAUACUUAAAAGGUCAAAUCCAAGCCAAAGAAGAUCUGUUGAAUGCAAAAGCAAUGGAACUGAAAAGCAAAGAUGAGGAAGCUAAUGUCAAAAGUAACCAACUCAAGCUGCUGAAUGAACAGAUUUUAGGCAAAGACAAGGAAAUCGAUGCUCUUAACCAGAAGAUUAAAUCCCAUUCGGAAACCAUAACGCAAGACAGUUGUCCAAAGGGACGUCCAGGUGGCACUUACAAAAUAAACGUAAAAGGCAUGGAUAUGUUUGAAGCUCCCUGCAAUUCCUCUGGUUGGAUGACUAUUCAAAGGCGGCAGGAUGGAUCAGUCAGCUUUGAACGGAACUGGGACGAUUAUAAGAAUGGAUUUGGAGACCUAAAGACGGAGUUUUUCAUCGGCCUGGAAAAACUGCACCAGCUAACCAAGAAACGACACGAACUCUACCUUCGGCUUGAGCUCAAUGGAACCUCCAAAUUCGCUCGUUACGAUAAUUUCAAAAUAGGGAGCGAGCAGCAACAGUACGAGCUCAGCUCGAUAGGAACAUAUUCCGGGACAGCCGGAGACUCGCUGGUAUAUCAAACGAACAUGAAGUUCAGCACUUUUGACCGGGAUAAUGACAACAGCCCUGAAAAUUGCGCUAGGAAAUAUCCCGGCGGUGGGUGGUUUAACAAUUGCUUUAUGAGUCACCUCAACGGAAUUUACCAUACGAGUGGGAAAUGCCCGGAAAGAGGAGUUAGUUGGUAUUACUGGGAUGGCCUAUAUACGACCUCCCUAACAUUUGUUGAAAUGAUGAUCAGGCCAGUAUCCUAAUUUUGUAAACCCGAUUGAUAAAUGUAAAUAAAUGGAAGAUUUGUUAAAAUAAACAAGUUUUGACAUAUUUCUAUGUAGAAAUAUUUAUAAAGUUUGCAAGCAAUUUGAAAAACGUGACUGGGUCAGUGAUCACUUUUGCAAAGUCACAGUUCACCGAGUCGCAGUUUUCAAACUUCUGCCCAUCGCUAGCUCAGCCUGCCUAUCGAACAAUUUGCGCUCCAAUUUUGCCAACAUCUAAAAAUUCCAUAUUGAAUUCCAUUUUGAUCCUUAUUGAUCAAAUAAUAUAGUUUAAUUAUUAAAUGGAGUUCAAUCAGCAUGUGGAUGCCGCCCUCGCCGCAUUUGUGGAGAGCACCAAGUUCUUCAGGGAAAUGGGCGAUGCCAUGUCCGAGUUCAGUGACAACGAGGAGAUCCAAAGACUGCUGGAGGCCAGCGCCCAGCAGCGCGUGGAGCAUGCCGAGAACCUCAUCCGGCUGAAGAGCAAGCACCAGUCGCUCAGCCAGGAGCUGCAGAAGGCCCAAGGCGAGAGCGCCACCAUCGAGGAUUUCGAGAGGAUCUGGCAGGAGCGCAGCGAGGCGGUGGAGCGGAAGCGCAUCAAUGUCAAGAACAUCGCCGACUUCAAGAACUUCAAGCGCACCGUGGAGUCGGCAGCGGGCACGGGAUCUGCGCAGAAUGGCCAGGCGAAUGGUGCUGCCCGGGAUGAUAAAGACGACGACGACGACGACGACCUCAUCAUCGAAGGUGUUGAGGACACCGGCGGCGAGAUCUUCUCGCUCUACGACCCCUGGUCCAAGGCGCUGAUGAAGAACCCGGUGCGGAACAGCAUGUGCGGCCACAUCUACGACCGCGAUUCGGUGAUGCUAAUCAUCAAGGACAACAUCGGCAUCCGGUGUCCGGUGCUCGGCUGUGCCAACAAGACCUACAUCCAGCCGGCGCACCUGGUCGAGGACGCCAACGUCCGGCGGAAGGUGCGACAGCAGAUGGCCGAAGAGGCUGCGACGGAGGAGGGCAGCUCGGAGGAGGAAGACGAGGAUUGAGCCGGAAUCUGUGAUCCCCAGAGCCUAAUGCUAAGGUUCACGAAUUAUAUCUGAAGGAAUCUGAACGAUAGAAAUGAAUGAUGCUUGGAGAGAAUUUAGUGUUCAAAUUCCAUAACUAUACAAUAGGAAGUAUUUAUUAUUAUCGCUUCAUAAGUAAGUGUCUCAGAGAUUGAAUCAUACAUAAAGUACAAAACACAAAACUGUAUAAUAAAUAACAAUAAAAACUUGUAAAAUAAGCUUGGAAAAUAAGA
Messenger RNA from Drosophila biarmipes, 2858 nucleotides. Its product is annotated as fibrinogen-like protein 1. Gene Ontology annotation, cellular component: Smc5-Smc6 complex; nucleus. The record is from RefSeq and is a predicted model, not a curated record. Gene Ontology annotation, molecular function: SUMO ligase activity; zinc ion binding. The transcript has 3 exons. Lineage: Eukaryota; Metazoa; Arthropoda; Insecta; Diptera; Drosophilidae. Gene Ontology annotation, biological process: protein sumoylation; double-strand break repair via homologous recombination. Bases 1873 to 2607 code for a protein of 244 amino acids.